UUGUCAGCCGGGUUAUGUUGAUAAGAACUUGAUCUCCCGGUUGUUUACGAUUGUCUGUGGUCUUUGGUCGUAAAAUCAUCGUUACAUAAGAGGAGAGAGUGGAAAAUUGAUAAACUAAAGCCGGUCCUGGAAUUUAUUUACUGUUUCCCCAGUGCUUCAGUCAGCUGGCCAUCUCAAGUUACUCUCCUGAGCUUCCUAUCGCUUUGUUUUCUUUUUUUAUCUCCUCUUUUUUCUUGUGAUAAGCAAUACAGUGUCAGAGACAAGGAGAAAAUGUCUUCCUUUGCCCUCGGAGCUACUUUCUGUCGUCAACUACUGGCGGGAUUCAAGGUCUUCCGGAGUACUGGGCGCAAUCUUAGUUUACUGGAGUAUCAAUCGAAGCAGUUGCUUGAUGAGUGUGGAGUUUCUAUCCAGAAAUUCAGGGUACUCGCGGCUAAAAAUGAUGCUGGUCGUCUGAGUGACUUCCAAGUCCCUGAAUAUGUGGUCAAAGCUCAGAUUUUGGCCGGUGGACGUGGUAAGGGGCAUUUUGACAAUGGUUUCAAGGGAGGAGUGCACAUUACAAGGAAGUCUGAUGAAGCUGUUUCCCUGGCGGACAAGAUGUUAGGCCAAAAACUCAUAACAAAGCAGACUCCUAAAGAGGGAAUCCUCGUGAGGAAGGUCAUGGUGGCGAAGAGUGUGGAUAUUGUGAGGGAGACAUAUCUCUGCAUCCUCAUGGAUCGCGAUCACAAUGGACCGGUUUUGAUUGCUUCUCCAGCUGGUGGGAUGGAUAUUGAAGCUGUUGCCGAGGAGACUCCUGAGAAGAUUAAAACUGUACCCAUUGACAUUACAAAAGGCAUCACAAGAGAUCAGAGUUCUGCUGUGGCAGAUUUCUUGGAGUUCAAAGGAGCUCUCAAGGAGAAGGCUGCUCAAGAGAUAGAGAAAUUGUGGCAGCUCUUCCUAAAGGUAGAUGCUGUUCAGAUUGAGAUUAAUCCUUUGGCAGAAACGAGUGAAGGAGAAGUGAUCUCUGUGGAUGCCAAACUCAAUUUUGACGACAAUGCUCAGUUCAGACAGAAGAGAAUUUUUGAUAUGGAGGAAGAGACUGAAGCCGAUGCCCAGGAAGUUGAAGCUGCUAAGAACAAUCUCAACUAUAUUUCCAUGGAUGGGAAUAUUGGGUGUUUGGUGAAUGGAGCUGGUCUUGCCAUGGCCACAAUGGAUAUUAUCAAACUUAACGGAGGAAAUCCGGCCAAUUUUCUCGAUGUGGGCGGAGGUGUCAAAGAGGAUCAAGUACUGAAGGCAUUCCAGAUCCUCUUGUCAGACACGAAAGUUAAGGCGAUUUUAGUGAAUGUCUUCGGUGGAAUCGUAAAUUGUGCCACAAUUGCCAAUGGAGUGGUCAAUGCUUCCAAAGCCAUUGACGUCAAGGUGCCAGUUGUUGUUCGAUUGGCUGGAACUAAUGCUGAAGAAGCUCGCAAUAUCAUCGUCUCUUCGGGACUCAAUCUUAUUCCCGCCACAGAUUUGGAUGAUGCAGCCACGAAAGCCGUGAAAUCCUUACCUCACUGAUUUCCAGCAAAAAUUGCGUGUUCAGAAAAGACACCCCUCUCCCGGUUGAUGUCCUUUUUGGGAAAAAUCCCUCGAACAAAUCCUAGACGGCAUUUAUCAGUGUGACUAUUUUGCUACAUUAUUUUUUUUCACAAAAGUUUUGCAGUUUUGCAGAUUAGAAUUUAGGGCGAAAUAAAUUUUUAUUGCAGUAA
Molecule: messenger RNA, 1724 nt
Organism: Phlebotomus papatasi
Lineage: Eukaryota; Metazoa; Arthropoda; Insecta; Diptera; Psychodidae
Gene: ScsbetaG
Product: succinate--CoA ligase [GDP-forming] subunit beta, mitochondrial
Exons: 2
Coding region: 271-1533 (420 amino acids)
Biological process (GO): succinyl-CoA metabolic process; tricarboxylic acid cycle
Cellular component (GO): succinate-CoA ligase complex; mitochondrion
Molecular function (GO): ATP binding; metal ion binding; succinate-CoA ligase (GDP-forming) activity
Source: RefSeq, a predicted model, not a curated record